This is a messenger RNA of Anisakis simplex (herring worm), 441 nucleotides long. The record is from the annotation of a GenBank genome assembly. Lineage: Eukaryota; Metazoa; Nematoda; Chromadorea; Rhabditida; Anisakidae.
AUGUUGUUCGGUGUAUCGGUGGUAUUCUUGCUACUUUCAUCACAUAUCAUCAACGAUUUCAUCACAUCCAUAAUGGGCCAUUCGAUUGGACUUUGUUACAUUGUCCUCAUUGUUGCCACACUCUUAUGGCCAGUCACUCUGCUCAAAUCACCUCAAGAUUUCUGGUGGGCCAUCGUUGUCGCCAUGCUCACAACGGUGUUUUCGGUGAUUUUGAUUGUUGUCGGAACCGCCCGAGACUAUGGCAGUUGUGAACCGGUCGCCUAUAGGCCACCGUUUCAGUGGAGUAGUUUGAUGUUGUCGCUUGGAACGUUCAUGUUUGCGUUCGGUGGUCAUGCAGUAUUUCCGACCAUUCAACACGAUAUGAAAAAACCAAAGCAUUUCACACGCUCAGCUAUUGUUGCGUUCAGUAGUUCGUUUAUUUACAAUCAGUUUCAGUUAUGA